AUGGUCGCCACGACAGUGACUAGACGUCCACGCUCACCGAGUCCUGUAAGGGAUGAGGAAGCGGGAUUGCCAGAAGAUUACAAGCCUUAUGUUCCAGUGGCAAAGCGACGUGCUCAGAUGUUAUCCCAAUUAGGAUCAAAGAGGGAGACGAAGAAAGUUAAGACCGCUGAAGAGUUGGAAAAAGAGAUGGAAGAGGAGCUGAAGGAACAGGCUGAAGAUGAAGAGAGAGCCAGGGAAAAGGCCAGAAGGGAAAGAACAUUGUUACAAGCUGCCCAGGAAGUAAAGGAGCAAAGAGCUUUACAAGAUGCCCAGAAAUCCGUGGCGGAUAAAGAGGCAGAAAAGGAAGCUGAGCUGUUAGCCGAGAUGGAGAGAGCACAAAAGAAAUUGGCGAGUGCACAAGAUUUAGCUCAAGGAACUGUGUACACAGAGAGUCUGCGGACAACGUGGAGACCCCCUCAUUACAUACGAGAUAUGUCACAGGAGGAACAUCAAGUUGUCAGAGAUAAGCAUCAUAUUUUGACUGAAGGAGAAGGCAUACCGCCUCCAAUCCCUCAUUUUGCAGAUAUGAAAGUGCCUAAACCUAUUCUGGAAUACCUGAAAAGUAAAGGCAUCAAAAAGCCCACCCCGAUUCAAAUUCAAGGUAUACCUACAGCGUUCUCAGGUAGAGAUAUGAUUGGAAUCGCUUUUACUGGAUCAGGAAAAACAUUGGCAUUCACUUUACCUGCUAUAAUGCAAUCGUUAGAAAUGGAAGCCAAGUUACCGUUCGUAAGAGGUGAAGGUCCAGUUGGAUUGAUCAUUUGUCCUUCAAGAGAAUUGGCUAGACAAACAUAUGAUGGCUGUUUGGCCAUGUGUACCGCCCUGAAAGAAAGCGGUGGUUACCCAGAGUUACGAUCACUAUUGUGUAUAGGUGGAAUCAAUAUGGCAGAUCAAGCAGAUGUGUUGAACAGAGGUGUGCAUAUAGUAGUGGCCACUCCUGGAAGAUUGAUAGAUAUGCUUGAUAAGGGUAAACUGAAUGCAAAUAAUUGCAAAUACCUUUGUAUGGACGAAGCGGAUCGAAUGAUAGACAUGGGUUUCGAAGAGGAUGUUAGGAGUAUAAUGUCACAUUUCAAGUAUCAACGUCAAACACUAUUGUUCUCAGCCACAAUGCCGCGAAAAAUCCAAGAUUUCGCUCAACAAUCGCUAAUCAAUCCAAUCUUGGUGAAUGUAGGAAGAGCGGGAGCGGCAAAUAUGGAUGUUAUACAAGAAGUUGAAUAUGUCAAACAAGAAGCCAAAAUGGUCUAUCUACUGGAAUGUUUACAAAAGACUCCUCCACCAGUGAUCAUUUUCAGUGACAAUAAGAACGAGGUUGAUGAUAUUCAAGAGUAUCUCUUGUUGAAAGGUGUAGAAGCGGUUGCCAUUCACGGUAGUAAAACUCAAGAAGAACGUGAAUAUGCCAUUCGAUCAUUCAAGACAGGUGCCAAAGACGUCAUGGUCGCUUCUGGAGUCGCAUCCAAAGGUCUAGAUUUUAACGAAAUCCAACAUGUCAUUGUUUAUUCAAUGCCAAAAGAAAUUGAAGAUUACGUACAUGAAAUCGGUCGUACUGGACGAAGUGGUAAAACAGGUAUUGCAACCACUUUUGUCAAUAUGAAUACGUCCGAACAAACUUUACUGGAUUUGAAAUAUUUGUUAAUGGAAGCUAAACAAAAAAUACCUGAAUUCCUACUAUCGAUCGAUGAUCCACGUGCUGCCCAAGGUGGUGCUCUUAAAGGUUGUCCUAUAUGUGGUGGUUUAGGACAUGGUCUAUCAGAUUGUCCUAAAUUACAAGAAGAACAAAGGAGAAAGCAAGCUGCGACUACGAGGUACGAUGGUGGGGGAUAUUAG
This is a messenger RNA of Kwoniella shivajii, 1860 nucleotides long. RefSeq lists its product as uncharacterized. The record is from RefSeq and is a predicted model, not a curated record. Gene Ontology annotation, biological process: mRNA splicing, via spliceosome. The transcript is spliced from 9 exons. Gene Ontology annotation, molecular function: ATP binding; RNA binding; RNA helicase activity. NCBI's taxonomy places the organism in Eukaryota, Fungi, Basidiomycota, Tremellomycetes, Tremellales, Cryptococcaceae. Gene Ontology annotation, cellular component: spliceosomal complex. Bases 1 to 1860 code for a protein of 619 amino acids.